Varanus komodoensis (Komodo dragon) is the source of this 2761-nucleotide messenger RNA. Its product is annotated as zinc finger protein 260-like. The transcript has 5 exons. Gene Ontology annotation, biological process: regulation of DNA-templated transcription. The coding region runs from base 67 to 2031 and encodes 654 amino acids. NCBI's taxonomy places the organism in Eukaryota, Metazoa, Chordata, Lepidosauria, Squamata, Varanidae. The record is from RefSeq and is a predicted model, not a curated record.
GUGGGGGGGUGUUGAGUUGCAAGAGCGAGAAAUUUUUGGAGGUGUCUUUGCAUCUCAGCCGUACCGAUGCAGAUAUCAGUAACCUUUGAAGAUGUGGCCGUGUAUUUCACGGAGGAUCAAGGGACUCUGCUGGAUCCAGAUCAAAGGGCCUUGUACAGGGAUGUCAUGAUGGAGAAUUAUUGGAAUGUGGCCUCCUUGGGCUUUCCAGUCACCAAGCCGGAGCUCAUCUCUCAGCUGGAACGAGAAGAACUGCCGUGGGUGCCCGAUUCCCUGGGCUCAGACAAAAUGGAGGAUGGUGACAUUAACUCAGGGAAGGGUAGGAAACAGCACUCAAACACCAUCUGCAAGGGAAAUUUUACUCCAAAGUCAAGUCUUGUCAAACCAGUAGGAGUCCACAUAGGAGGGAAACCAUAUAUAUGCUUAGAGCAUGGGAUGUGUUUUGCUGAUCUAUCAACGUUUGAAAAACAUCAGAGAGUCCACAUAGAAAAGAAACCACACAAAUGCUCGAAAUGUCAGAAAUGUUUUGUUCGGCACUCCAACCUUAUGAGGCAUCAGAGGAUUCACACAGGGGAGAAACCGUAUCCAUGCCUGGAAUGUGGGAAGUGCUUUGCUCGAAAAUGGAUACUCAUGAGCCACUGGAGAACCCACACAGGGGAGAAACCGUAUAAAUGUUUGAAAUGUGGGAAGCGUUUUACUCGGAGUUGGGUCCUCAUGAGCCACCAGAGAACCCAUACAGAAGAGAAACCGUAUAUAUGUUUGGAGUGUGGAAAGGACUUUUCUCUGGAAUCAUCGCUUGUAUUUCACCAGAGAAUCCACACGGGGGAAAAACCAUACAGAUGCUUUGAAUGUGGGAAGUGCUUCACACUGAAAUCAAGUCUGAGGAGGCACCAGAGAAUGCACACAGGAGCAAAACUGUAUAAAUGCUUGGAAUGUGAGAAAUGUUACACGGAUCCUUCUACCUUCGCAAAACACCAGAGAGUCCAUGCAGGAGAGAAAUGUUUAGAGUGUGGGAAACAUUUUACUAAUCCCUCUGCCUUUGCAAGGCACCAGAGAGUCCACACAGAAAAGAAACCUUACAAAUGUUUGGAGUGUGGGAAGCAUUUUUCUCUCAAAUCGAGUCUCAAAAGGCACCAGAAAGUCCACACAGGAGAGAAACCCUACAAAUGCUUGGAGUGUGGGAAGUGUUUUUCUCUGAAAUCCCAUCUCAUGAGCCACCAGAAAGUCCACACAGGAGAGAAACCCUUUAAAUGCACUGAGUGCUGGAAAUGUUUCACUCGGAAAUCACAACUCACUGUCCACUAUAGAGUUCACACAGGGGAGAAACCGUAUAAGUGUUUGGAGUGUGGGAAGUGUUUUGCUAGUCCUUCAGCAUUUACAAAGCACCGAAGAGUACACACAGGGGAAAAACCCUAUAAAUGUUUGGAAUGUGGGAAGUGUUUUGCCGAUCCAUCGGCCUUUACAGGACACCAGAGAAUCCACACAGGGGAGAAACCCUAUAGAUGCUUGGAGUGUGGGAAGUGUCUUGCACAAAAAUCACAACUCAUGAGGCAUCAGAGAGUCCACACAGGGGAGAAGCCAUAUAAAUGCUUGGAGUGUGGGAAAUGUUUUGGUGCUCCAUCAACCUUUGCCAAGCACCAAAGACUGCACAGGGGUGAGAAGUCCUACAAAUGUUUGAAAUGUGAUAAAUGUUUUGUUCAACAUAUAUGCCUUAUAAGGCAUCAGAGAACCCACAUGGGGGAGAAACCAUAUAAAUGCUUGGAAUGUGCAAAGUGCUUUUCUUUAAAAUCAAAUCUCAUGACCCAUCAGAGAAUUCACACAGGGGAGAAGCCAUAUAAAUGCUUGGAGUGUGAGAAGUGUUUUUCUCAAAAAUCAGUACUUAUCAGCCACCAGAGAAUCCACAAAGGAGAAAAGCCUUAUAAGUGUUUGGAAUGUGCAAAGUGUUUCCCUCUGAAACUGGCUCUUCUCAAACACCAGGAAGCUCAUGUGGAUGAGAAAUCUUUUGACUAUACCAAGCCUUCCUCCAUCCAGUAGUAGAUGAAACAUAUUUGGACAUGGAAGAAUUUUCAGCAGACAAGCACUAUGGAACAAUGGAGCUUUAUGAGAUCAUGGAAACAUCAGUCAGGAAAAGAUGACCAUACGAGUACGGUCCAUGUGAGGAAAGGAAGGCUUCGUCUCAAAGGGGAGCAGCCAGGAUGAGACGGAAUGUCUGUAAAUGGCGAUCCUUCUGGUUGCUUGCGGCAUGGCUGAGAAAGGCAUGUGAGGAAAGCUUUCCUUGCUCCUACUCCCUGCCUUAGGGUUCAAAACCUUCCCCCUAGCACUGUGGAAUUCUCUGAAAUGAAUGGGGCUGCAGUGGUACUGGAGAAUUGCCAGAAUGUGGAAGACUGCAUUGCAAAAGCAGAGCUCUUUCUCCACUUGAGCAGGAGAUGUUUGGAUACAGCCAAUAUUAGAAAAGUCCUUUGGUGGAACUGUUAUAUAUCCUAUCAUCAUUAGUAAAAACCUGAGACAGGGCCUUUUCUGUGGCUGCACCUUAGCUGUACAAUUCUCCCCUAUAGGAGGUGAGACCAGCUGCAUCUCAGGUGAGUUUUAGGCAGGCAGUGAAAAUAUUCUGCAUUAUCUUUUUUGAUUUUAAAGAAUAUGAGGGAAGAUUGUAAUUCUGCUCCAUUUGAUUUAAAGGCAUUAGUUUCAUUUUUUUCUAAUAAUAUUUUGUUUGGUUUUGGUUCUUUUACGUUAGCUGUUUUGGGGCCUCUUGUUAGCAGUAUAA